Salvia hispanica is the source of this 1549-nucleotide messenger RNA. RefSeq lists its product as uncharacterized. The record is from RefSeq and is a predicted model, not a curated record. Lineage: Eukaryota; Viridiplantae; Streptophyta; Magnoliopsida; Lamiales; Lamiaceae.
CUCUUUCUCUCUCCAUAUUAUAUAUAUAUUGUGUAUCUAUAUAUGUAACGCAUUAACAUACGGAUAUAGAUGCACAACUACAAUCGGCAGAUAACGUAACGCAUUUGACACACCAAACCCUAGAAGCUGCGCCUCUUGUCCUGUUCGAAACCCUAUUUUUGUGUGAAUCCUACAUUUCGCAAUCGCAUUUUCGAGCUCAUCGGGCCUGUUGGAUUAGGGAGAAUAGCAAUUGCGAUUUAUAAUCGGGAAAUUUGAUAUUCUGAUUGUUGAUUGGUUUCGGGAAAUCCAGUCCCGAAAAUAAUCGGCGAUUUGUGACAUCUGAGCUUGAGAUUUUCGAUCGGUCGCGAGGGUUUUUUGGAAAAUGGUUGGAGGUGGGAAUAGGAGGGAUGAGGGAUCGUUUACCGUGAGCAACACCAAUGUUUUUGCGGCGCUGGAGACUUUGAAGAAGAAGAAGAAGUCUGAUAAGGGGGGUAAGAGCAGUGGUGCUGCUUCUGGAAAAUCAAAGAAAGGGGAGGAGAAGCCGGUUUACUGGGCUCCGGCACCUCUGACAGUGAAGUCGUGGGCGGAUGUGGAUGAUGAGGACGACGAUGAUUACUAUGCCACCACGGCUCCUCCCCAGGCGAUGUGGGGUGGUUCUGGUGUGGAAAAAGUGGAUGAAACUCAGAAACUAGAUCAUUUGGAGGAAAGUGAGAGUGAAGAUGAGCUUCUUGAUGAAGGUGAUGAUGAUGUAGAAGAGGAGCCUGAACAUGGAACAGAGGUCGGAGAACCUUCUGAACCUAUAGUUGAAACACAGGUUGAACAAUCUCCAGCACCUAGGGAGACAGAAAGACAGCUUUCCAAGAAGGAGAGAAGGAAGAAGGAGCUUGCUGAAUUAGAGGCCAUUUUAGCCGAUUUUGGAGUAAACCCCAAAGAGAAAGCUGAAGAUGAGACAAAUGAUGUGAACAAAGACGGGAAAGAGGUGCAACUGAAUGGAGUUGAAGAGAAGAAAGAGAGUGCUGCACCUGCAGAAUCCAAGAGCGCAAAGAAGAAGAAGAAGAAGGCCUCCAAAGAGGCAAAGGAACCUCAGGACCAGCCCAAUACCUCAGAUGCUCCCCACGAACAAGAUGAGACUGAACAAGUGGAGGGGGAAUCUUCUGCUGUUGAUGUGAAGGAGCGGCUCAAGAAAGUGGCUUCCGCUAAGAAAAAGAAAUCGAACAAGGAGGUUGACUCUGCUGCAAGAGCUGUUGCCAUGGAGGCUGCAGCACGCAGUGCAAAACUUGCAGCUGCCAAAAAGAAGGAGAAGAACCAUUAUAACCAGCAGCCAAUCCGGUAAGGAAAAAGUCAGAGCUAUGGAGCUCGGAUCAAAUGGAGAUAGGUGGGCUUCUGUGGUUAAUAAAACUCCGAGCUCUUGCCCUCUAGUUUUGCAGUAGACGAACUUCAAUAUAAUUUUGCAUUUUGAACAUGUUUUUUUAGUUUUUUUUUUUGUUUUUAUAUCGAGAAACCUUUUCAAUUGGUACUUGCUUGUUAGAUCAGAUGUAUCAUACAAUACCUCUUCUCUUCUUGCUGUGUA